Molecule: messenger RNA, 1861 nt
Organism: Cicer arietinum (chickpea)
Lineage: Eukaryota; Viridiplantae; Streptophyta; Magnoliopsida; Fabales; Fabaceae
Product: F-box/kelch-repeat protein At3g23880-like
Molecular function (GO): protein binding
Source: RefSeq, a predicted model, not a curated record
UAUUUCCUAAAAACAGCAUAUCUGCAGGAAACACAUUGCAUUCGCGUUUGGCUUAGGUUUAGGGGUUUUGGUUGAUUUUUCAAGUUUCAAGUUCAUUACUGCUCUGAUGGAUUUCCCGAACCGACGCGUAUUCCCGCCGGCGUUCAUUCCCGACCAUCUCAUCGCCGAAAUCCUAUCCUUCCUCUCCGUCAAAACCAUCCUCCGACUCAAAUGCGUUAGCAAGUCAUGGUACACUCUCAUCUCUCAUCCAACCUUCGUUCAAAACCACCUCAACAAAUCCUCACGAAAUCCUAACUUCACACUAACGCUUGACGAUGGUUACACCUUCAUUCCCUUUCGUCACUUACUCGAAAAUCCAUCCAUCGCCGUUAAAAGCGACGCUUUUCUCCAAAAUCCAUCCCUAGCCGCUCUCAACGAUACUUCACUCCAAAAUCAAUUCCUCGACAUUUUACCCCAUUUCAAUGAUUUCAAGAUCGUUGAUUCAUGCAACGGUUUGAUUUUAUUAUGUUCCAAAUCUCGCUCUAUAAGAUUAGGGUAUGAGUACCGAUUCUAUAUCUGGAACCCUGCCACGAGAAUCAUAUAUGAUAAAUUAGGGUCGCUUUAUUAUUGCGCUCCCAAUUUUCAAGAUCAUCAUCUAGGUUUUAAGUUCGCAUUUGGUUUUGAUGAUACAACGGAAAGAUAUAAGGUUGUAGCGUAUCGUGUUGUUGAAGAUGAUAAUGAGGACACAACUUUAGGGAAAAGUGAGGUUAAAGUUUUCAGUUUGGGUGAUAGUUGUUGGAGAAAUAUUCUUAGUUUUCCUGUGAUUCCUCUUAAUUGGAUCAAUCUUCGUUAUGCUUAUCAUAAUGAUGCUGUGCAUUUGAGUGGUACUAUUAACUGGUUGGCUGUUAAGAGCUAUUUCCAUACUUUUUAUGAAUACAAGUAUAUUACUCACGUUGAGCAAUUUGUGAUUGUUUCUCUUGAUCUUUCGACGGAGACAUACAAGCAGUUGCUGCUGCCUCCAGGUUUUGAUAAGGUGCCGUCUGUUCAGCCGGUUAUUAGGGUUUUGAUGGACUGUCUUUGUUUUUCCCAUGAUUUCAAGAAUAGCGAAUUUGUUUUAUGGCAGAUGAAGGAGUAUGGAGUUCAAGAGUCGUGGACUCAACUGUUUAAGAUUGAUUACCAAAAUCUUCAAUUGAAUCGGUUAUUCAAUUUUCGAUUGGUGUGCCUUUAUAUAAAUGGUGAUGAAGUUAUAAUUUUGAAUGGGUUUAACAACCAGGCGGUGGUCUAUAAUUUGAAAAAUGAAAUAGUACAGAGAAUUAAACUUAAAAUCUAUAAUUUGAAAAAUUUGGUAGUAACGAGAUUUGAUAAUAACAACAACCGGUUCACUCAUGCAAAGUAUUACGUCGAAAGCUUGGUUUCAGUUUCUUGAAAAUCUGCAACUGCAACAACUCCAUACACAUUCAGCAAUAUUGAUGGUACUUGGAAGUAUGAGACAACAAUCAGUUACAAAGAAGAGAGAGGAAAUGAAUGAGAAAAUCAACAAUCAGUUACAAAGAAGAGGAAAGAGGAAAUGAAUGAGAAAAUCAGUUAGAUUAACUUAAUAGAUCUAAACAUAGGAAUUAGGAAAUGGUAAUUUACAUUUUUUCAUUUUAUUGGAUGCUAUUUGAGCAUCUGAUCUUUGUUACGGUGAUGUUUUACUGAUGUUUUCCUAUUUUAGAGGUUUCUAUUUUAGAGGUAAUUUUAUGAUUUUGUGACUGUUUUCACUUCUCUCCCGUUGUUUGUGUAUAUACAUUUAAAUUGCAGGUAACGGGUUUAGUAAUGUUACAGUAGUCUGAGAUCAUGGUAACAAAAUGGUUAUGGAGCUAAUUCCAAUUCCUAGUAGUAA